This is a messenger RNA of Hyaloperonospora brassicae, 1122 nucleotides long. The record is from the annotation of a GenBank genome assembly. NCBI's taxonomy places the organism in Eukaryota, Oomycota, Peronosporomycetes, Peronosporales, Peronosporaceae.
AUGGCAGCGACGGUCGCCCGCAAGCGCUUUAACUGGGAAGAGGCCGUGCGGCACGACCGCGACCUCCAGCGCAUCGAUGCGCUCGUACAGCUGACGGUGUCCGCGUGUUCGGGCCACGUACCGCCGCGCGCUGAGGCUGUCCGCAGCGGCUCUCGGUACGCACCCGCGCCGCCAGCAGAUCCCGUCGCGGUCAAAGCAGAGCCGCACCCCGUGCCGGUCACGACGACGACGACGGCCAUCCCGAGCGUCAAUGGGUCUGUGCCUUUUGCACCGCAGUUUAUUGACCCGCGGGAGUACCAGAGCGAGUCGUCGAGUGAAAUGGACGCGCGAGAGGUGAACCCAAUGGACGACCUGAGCGAUUUUGAGUCGGAGACGCCGCUGCAGCCGACGGCGCUGGAACAAGUGCAGCCGAUAGACGUCGAGAUGGCGGAAACCGGACGAGACGAAGAGGAGCAGGCGAAGCUGACGGUGUGUGAAAUUUGCAGGAACUCGGACCGGGAGGACGCGAUCAUUCUAUGCGACGACUGCGACGCCGAGUUUCACAUUUCGUGUCUGGACCCGCCGCUGCCCGGGGUUCCGGAAGGAACGUGGUUUUGCCCCGCUUGCAGCGUCAAGCAUCCCAGUGUGUAUGCUAACAGGGUGAAGCAGGAACACCCGCAAACGGCUGCUGAUUAUGCAACCGGUACAAACGCUGCCAGCUACGCAGAGGUCGCUGCAUCUGCAGUCAGCGCAGGUUCAAGGGCGGCAACAGUGACAUCUUCGAGUGGACAAGCGCGUGAUGGUGGAAGCGCACUAGCGAACGGAGCAGGAGGAAAUAGUGACCCGACAUCGAUUCCUAUUGCGCAGGCGCUGGAAGGAGAUCCGAAGAAGAGCAAUGCGUUACUGAUCCACGCAUGUAAUUGCGACGAUUUACAGUGCUCAGAUCCUGAGCUGAGUGUUUUUUGCCCGCACAUGAAGCGCUUUCUGCGCAGUGUGUGCUGGGCGUCGCAUAGCGACCAGUGGCGCUCCUAUCGACUUGCACGGAUCACAGCCGAGCUGUUUGCAUACCAUGCAAUGAACUGCAAUGUUUUGCAGUGCAACGUACCACUUUGCGUCAAGAUCCGUGAAGAAGAGAUUGUCUAG